Messenger RNA from Folsomia candida, 1952 nucleotides. RefSeq lists its product as uncharacterized. The transcript has 5 exons. The coding region runs from base 1275 to 1925 and encodes 216 amino acids. NCBI's taxonomy places the organism in Eukaryota, Metazoa, Arthropoda, Collembola, Entomobryomorpha, Isotomidae. The record is from RefSeq and is a predicted model, not a curated record.
GUCACAACGAAUAAUUUUAAAAUUAGUAUUUGCCAUUUUCUCUGUGCUACCUUCGGUAUGGGGAUUGAACGACGAAUUCGUACGAGACAUGCACUGUAUCCCACCACCUAAGGCGGAUGCGGUUGGGAUGGAUUUGAAAUGGUUUGGAUCUGUUGAAAGAUUUUACAUUCCACUCUGGGCAAAGUUUUAUGCACACCGCGUCGCUGGCGAAUUGCUAUCUCGGGAUCCUCGCUUCAUUUCUGAGUUCGAAUUGGGCCCUUCUUCUUGUUUGGUGAUGAAAAAGGAUAACUACGUGUCCGGAUUUGGGCACGAAAUCAGAUACAAUAUGACUGGAGACGCGAACUCUAUUUCGUUUCGAGCGCCAUGGUCGGGAGCUAAAUCUGGAAAGUUUUCUUUCCAUAUGACCGACAAUAAGAGUUAUGUUCUGGGAGUGACUUGCUGGGAAGACGACCAAUCCUCGUGGACUGUUAUGUCAACGAAGACCUGCUUAGAACCAGAUGUACGAUCGAAAGUUAUCGCGUAUGUCAAGUCCCUCGGCUUCAAUACGAACAAUGCCGUCGAUGAAAACUACGAGAUUUGUGGGAAACUCUAUGGAGGAAGCAUGCCCCCAUAUCUCAUGCUGAACAAUGCUCCAGUGGCUUAUUUUAAUCCAUACACGUAUUUUAGCAUGGGGUAUAAUCAAAAAUAUUAACAAAUAGAUUUAUUCAGAAUGGUGGUAAUUCCUGCAACUAAAUAAAAAUAUUUGCAAAAAUCCCCUCUGUUUUUCACUACUUUGGGUUAUGACUACGUGCAAUAUACAUACGCAAGCAGCGUGCAUUCCUAUGUAGUUACGAAGAAAAGAAACUAGUUAUGAUUUAUAUUGCUACUUAGGUAUUAUCUUUGAACUGAAUUACUUAAUCAAUUAAAAUCAGGAUGGUUAAUCAUCAUAAUUUUAAUGCUACAACUUUUUACUACUGUUUCUCUCUACAAAUAUUUUGGACUGUGGCUUGUUGUCCUUGAGGUAUAUGAUGAGUACAUGGUACCGUUUUUACGCGAUGGACACAGACAGACACACCUCCUUCCAGACAACCUUAUUAAAUGUCCAUAUGAAUUUGUAUACUUUUUGCACUCGAUAAUUUCUUCAUUUUAUCAUAUUAUUAGUAUGGUUUUUGCUUGUUCAGAUUUCCCCGGUACAUACAGACCCUUUAAAUAUUGGACAUGGUCAUGAAUAAAUCAGUAGCGUCUGAUCAUUCAGGUGAAAAGGAGGUUAAAAUUUUUCCACAAAUUCGGUUAAAAUGAAGCUCAUCAUUAAUCUUUUCGCCCUGGUAAUAAUUGCCAGUGGGCUUGACGAGGAUGCCGUAAAGGAAUUGAAAUGUUCAGCAGUAUCUUCGCCAGAUUCUGGAAUUGAUUUGAAAUGGUUUGGCUCUAUCAACCAAUUUUACGUCCCUCUGUGGAACCAACUUUAUGCUACGAGAACCGCAGCCGAUUUAUUAUCUCAGGACGCACGGCAUAUUCCGUUUGAGGCAGUGCAACCUGCAUCCUGUUUGACCAUGAAUAAGGAUAGCACGAUCUCUGGGUUCGGUCGUCAGGUCAAGUACAACAUUACUGGUGAUGAGACAUCCAUUACGUUUAGGGCGCCUUGGUCAGGAGCAAAAACCGGUAAAUUUAGUUUCCACAUGAUGGAUAACAAAAGUUAUGUUCUGGGAGCUACUUGCUGGGAUGAUAACGAAGCAUCGUGGGCCGUCCUUUCAACCGUGCAGAAUUUAGAACCAAAGAGUCGAACUGAUAUCUUGAAGUAUAUAAAAUCUCUGGGAUUUGAUGAAAACAAAGCAGUGGAUGAAAAUUAUGCAUAUUGUGGGCUUAAUCAAUUACUCCUGACUCCUAUUUCCUACAAUUCUCAGCAGCAACAUUUGUUACUUAGCCCUUAUUACAUUUAUUUUAAAUAAAUUUCACUAUUAUGAAUAGAAAUAACA